Molecule: messenger RNA, 327 nt
Organism: Suillus bovinus
Lineage: Eukaryota; Fungi; Basidiomycota; Agaricomycetes; Boletales; Suillaceae
Exons: 1
Molecular function (GO): zinc ion binding; nucleic acid binding
Source: RefSeq, a predicted model, not a curated record
AUGUCUGCCUGGAUUAGUCAUGUCAAGGGUAUGGCUCUGGAUUUGGAGGAUGUUGGUGUGACCAUGGAUGAUGAAGACCAGAUUCUUGCACUUACGACUGGACUCGACAAAUCAUAUGAUUCAUUUGUCAUCUCACUCGACUCGAUGGCCACUGCAGAUCUUACUUUCACUCAUGUGGUCAACUGCUUACUCAAUGAAGACAUUCGGCAAGGUGGCAGUGCUAGUGAGGAGGUGCACACUGCAUUAGUCAGCUCAGCUCAAGGGCGCAGACCCAGUGUCUGCUUUCAGUGUGGGAAAGAAGGUCACAUUCGGGCAUUCUGCAAAGAG